This is a messenger RNA of Glycine soja, 740 nucleotides long. RefSeq names its product huntingtin-interacting protein K-like. The record is from RefSeq and is a predicted model, not a curated record. The transcript has 3 exons. Gene Ontology annotation, biological process: negative regulation of apoptotic process; protein stabilization. Lineage: Eukaryota; Viridiplantae; Streptophyta; Magnoliopsida; Fabales; Fabaceae. The coding region runs from base 69 to 401 and encodes 110 amino acids.
GGGUUAGGGCAUAGAAAGAAAGAAAAAGGGUGGGGAGUGGUGAGUGGUGCGUUUGGGAAAGCGUAGCAAUGGAGGGCGGAGAAGAAGGAGUGGAGAUGAUGGUGGACUCAAAGGACUUACAGCAACAGAGCAAAGCGUUGGACAAACUCACUGACCGCGUCGAGGAUCGCCAACUGGAUUCCACUCGCGUCCUCGAGGCCAUGGCUUCCAUCGCUGCUUCUGCCCAAGCUGAUCGCAAUGCCAUGCGUAUUAGGGAGAAAGAAUUAGCUGCUGUUAAGAUAAAUGCAGCAGAUGUUGAUAUAAUUGCAAAUGAACUAGAGUUGGACAUAAAAGUUGCUGAAAGAACUUUGCGGGAGCAUAAAGGUGAUGCAGUUGCUGCCAUUCGGCACUUGCUUCACUAGCGAGGGAAGUAACAAGGGUGAAUGCUUCAGAGAAUUAUAUUAUGUGUAUCAGCUUAUAUUGUUUUUCAUAGAAAUUGAAUCUCAAAUGUAUACUCUGACCUAAUUCAUUAAGAAAUCAUAACUGUGUUAUUGAUUGACAUCGAGUUUACCACCCCUCCCCCUAAACUUUUCUGUGUUAAGAAAAGAACCCGUUAUCUAACGGUGAAGUUAAGUGCUUCAUGAGGACCUCCACGUGUCGAAUCAUACAUAUGCUUGCUCAUUAAGCAUAGAUAGUGUUUGUUAUCUUCAAGCUCAGCAUGUGAUUGUUUCAACUCAAAUAGAAAGCCUUAUAUUUUUCAA